CGUCUGCUGUUCAGAAGUAACUGCGUUCAGUCCACAGUGGCGUUUUAGGUCUAUAAGAAGAAUAUUUGAGAAGGACUUAGGAGAAAAAACAUAUGAAACGCUGAGCUGCUUGUGCUUGCAAUCAUGGUGACCGAAGUAGAACACGCUCUCCCUUAUGAUCAGGUGUUCGCUUACAUAUUUUCUCACACAUUGCUGUUUGUUGCUGCCACCGUCUUUGUUGUUUGGUACAUCAGAGAUUCUUUGAAGGUUGACGACUUCGAUCAAAAGCAUGUGUUUGUCACUGGUUGCGAUAGCGGGUUCGGAAACCUUGUGGCCAAGCAACUUGAUCGACAGGGCUUUCACGUAAUAGCAGCAUGUCUCACGGAAAGAGGUUCGUCUGACUUGAAAACUGCAGCCUCCCACCGGCUGAAGACAGUUCUGCUCAAUGUUACCGACAGCGCGAGCAUUGAAAGGGCGGUGGAGAUGGUGCGGCGCGAAACUGGGGAGCGAGGUCUUUAUGGGCUGAUAAAUAAUGCUGGGAGGUCCAUCCCUAUUGGACCCACAGAAUGGAUGCAGCUAGAGGACUUCCGGAAGGUUCUGGAUGUGAACUUAAUGGGUGUAAUCGAGGUGACCCUCAAAUUCCUGCCCCUGCUGAAAAAGGCAAAGGGCAGGGUGGUUAAUGUGGCCAGCAUCCUAGGCAGGCUGUCUCUGGUUGGUGGAGGGUACUGUCUGUCCAAGUAUGGAGUGGAGUCUUUCUCAGAUAGCCUCAGGAGGGAAAUGAAACAUUUCGGUAUCAAGGUUAGCAUCAUCGAGCCAGGAUUUUUCAAGACAGCCGUGACACGUCUGGAUUUGAUUGAUGCCGACUUGCAAAGGCUGUGGGACCGCCUUCCCUCUGACAUCAGAGACUCGUACGGACCCCAAUACCUGGAGAAGUACUUAAAAGCUCAGAGUUUCUCCAUGAACAUAUUGUGCAGCUCUGACAUCUCCAAAGUGACUAGUUGCAUGCAACACGCCCUGAUGGCCAAGCACCCGCGGACUCGCUACGCUGCAGGAUGGGAUGCCAAGCUCUUCUGGAUACCCCUCUCCUACCUCCCUGCGUUUGUAGCGGAUUUUAUCAACGAUAUUCUUCUACCUGCUCCCAAGCAGUGUUGAAUGUAGUAGGUGGAAGUGAUGUGUAGUGUAGUGUAGAAUGAAAGGGGUAAAUGUAGUAAGUGGAAGUGAUGUCAUCUUUAUUAAAAAAUGAUGUAAAAAAUACCCCUGAAGUCGAAGUGAUUUUCACUUUAUGAUUUUAGUAUCAGCAUUUGCAAUCAGCAUUGAGGAAUGAUAAUUUGACAAAUUAAUAUUUAGACCUCUUUUUUUACAAUGUUCCAAAACAGUAUUCCAAAAAGAUUUUAAAUACAGUAUGUGCAAGAAACAAGAACUAAUUGUUAUAUACCAUAAGUGUAAGUGUGGGGAAAUUAAUUAUUGUUUGUUGAAUGCAUUGUGCUAAUGUCAGAAGAAUCCUUGUUAUCAGAAAGGCGUUGUGCUUCUGUAUGUCAACCCAGUCAUGUAUAUAACCUUUGUGUCAAAUAAUAAUGCAACUUUUACAAAACAAAA
Messenger RNA from Alosa sapidissima (American shad), 1575 nucleotides. RefSeq names its product retinol dehydrogenase 1 (gene rdh1). Lineage: Eukaryota; Metazoa; Chordata; Actinopteri; Clupeiformes; Clupeidae. The record is from RefSeq and is a predicted model, not a curated record. The transcript is spliced from 7 exons. Bases 124 to 1131 code for a protein of 335 amino acids.